Branchiostoma floridae (Florida lancelet) is the source of this 3536-nucleotide messenger RNA. RefSeq lists its product as uncharacterized. Gene Ontology annotation, molecular function: carnitine O-octanoyltransferase activity. Lineage: Eukaryota; Metazoa; Chordata; Leptocardii; Amphioxiformes; Branchiostomatidae. Gene Ontology annotation, cellular component: peroxisome. The transcript is spliced from 29 exons. The coding region runs from base 31 to 3426 and encodes 1131 amino acids. The record is from RefSeq and is a predicted model, not a curated record.
UGGAUACCUGGAAGUCUACAAGAAUGGUUAAUGAAGAAAGCGAUCCAAGUGUUUGGAGAGCCGACAUGGAAGUACCAGGACUCCCUCCCACCUUUACCUGUACCUCCUCUCAAGAACACACUGGACAAGUAUCUAGAGUCAGUAAAACCUUUCGUUACGGCGGAGGAAUACAAGCAGACAGAGGCGGUGGUGAGGGAGUUUGAAGAAGGGGUCGGCCAAUCGCUGCACCAACAAUUACUGGAGAGGGCAAAGGUUAAGAGGAACUGGAUGGAAGAGUGGUUGAUGGAUCUGAAGUACCUUCAGUCACGGCACUCCCUCCCCCUGACGUCCAACAUUGUCGGGUUUGUACCCGUCAUGGACUACAUGUGGUCUGCCAUAGGGGUGGAACCGGCAGACAGGGUUCCCCUGUUCCUCUCGGCAUCUCUCUAUCUGUGGAAACUCCUCAGGAAAGAGCAGAUACCAGUUGACAAGGCUGUGCUGACAGGACGACCGUUCUGUAUGGACCAGUUCCGUAGCAUGUUCUCGGCUCACAGGAUUCCUGGUGUGACCAUGGACAAGAUUGUCAGCCAAUUUAGGACAGAAUCUGAAGGCCCAUCACCCACCCACAUCACGGUGCUGUGUAAGGGUCGGGUGUUCAAGGUGGAGGUCAUCGAUCUAGAGGGCGAACCUCUAACUCCUGCAGAGCUUAAGAUACAACUGGAAGGCGUGAAACAACAAUGUGAGAACGUUAGUGAGGGACCUCACAUCUCUGUGCUAACUGUGGGAGACAGGACAGAAUGGGCAAAGACUAGAGAGAGGAUGGUGGAGAUGGACCCAGUCAAUGCUCAUAACCUGUCCGUCAUUGAGAAGAGCAUCUUAGUCUUAGCGUUUGACGAUGCCAUGCCGAAAGACAGUGGAGAGUCUCUUCACCAGGCGUUGGUAGGAAGUGGCAGGAACAGAUGGUUUGACCAUGUCAACACCGAGGUGGCCUUCAAGAACGGUCUUUUUGCUGGCCACUUCGAGGACCAGGUUCCCGACAGGCACGUUCCGGAACCAGAGGAACUGGUUUUCACCAUAGAUGACGAGAUACGUGAUGCAAUCAUACAUACAGAGGAGACAUUUAUUAAACAGGCUUCGGACUUGGAACUAAUCUGCCCCAGCUUCACAGACUAUGGGAAGAAGUUCAUCCGCAGUUUCCAGCUUCACCCGGACUCCUACAUGCAGACUGCACUACAGCUGGCCUACUUCAGGCUGCAUGGAAAACCAUGCCCUGCGUUCGAGUCCGCGACCCUGCGACAGUACUACCACGGCCGGACCGACUUUGUCCGGGCCUGCAACAUGGAAGUGGUCAACUGGUGUAAGGCCAUGGUGGACAAGACAGUACCGGAUGAAGAGAAGAAAGACCUUUUAAUGGCGGCGUUAAAGAAACAUAUACAACUUAUGCAGGAGGCGAAAAACAUGCUGGCACUAGAGGCCCCCAUGUCGCUGACCACAGUACAUCGUACCGUCCAGGACUGCGCCCUCCAGCUGCUGGAAUAUGUCGCCUCCCGCACGGGGCUUACCGAAGCCGUCAGGAAACUUCAGCUAGCGCGCCAGUUUGCGGCCAGCGACGACGAACUGAAGCAACUACAACUGAAGUGGAUACCUGGAAUUCUACAAGAAUGGUUAAUGAAGAAAGCGAUCCAAGUGUUUAGAGAGCGAACCUGGAAGUACCAGGACUCCCUCCCACCUUUACCUGUACCUCCUCUCAAGAACACACUGGACAAGUAUCUAGAGUCAGAUACGUGUACAAGAAAGAAUCUUGAAGAUUGGUGGAUGGAUCUGACAUACCUUCAGUCACGGCACUCCCUUCCCCUGAUUUCCAACAUCGUCGGGUUCACACCCAUUACGGACCACAUGUGGUCUGAUAUCGGGGUGGAGCCGGCAGACAGAGUCACGCUUAUCCUCUCCGCAUCUCUCCAUCUGUGGAAACUCCUCAGGAAAGAGCAGAUACCAGUAGACAAGGCUGUGCUGACAGGACGGCCGUUCUGUAUGGACCAGUUUCGUAGCUUGUUCUCGGCUCACAGGAUUCCUGGUGUGAUCAUAGACAAGAUUGUCAGUCAUUUUAAGACAGAAUCUGAAGGCCCAUCACCCACCCACAUCACUGUGCUGUGUAAGGGUCGGGUAUUCAAGAUGGAGGUCAUCGAUCUGGAGGGCGAACCUCUAACUCCUGCAGAACUUAAGAUACAACUGGAAGGCGUGAAAAAACAAUAUGAGAACGUUUGUGAGGGACCUCACAUCUCUGUGCUAACUGCGGGAGACAGGACAGAAUGGGCAAAGACAAGAGAGAAGAUGGUGGAGAUGGACCCAGUCAAUGCUCAUAACCUGUCCGUCAUUGAGAAGAGCAUCUUUGUCUUAGCGUUUGACGAUGCCAUGCCAAAGGACAGUGGAGAGGCCCUUCACCAGGCGUUGGUAGGAAGUGGCAAGAACAGAUGGUUUGACCAUGUCAACACUGAGGUGGCCUUCAAGAGUGGUCUUUUCGCUGGCCACUUCGAGCAUACUCCAGCAGAUGGCAUGGUGCCUGUGUAUAUUGGACCAAUACAAAAAGACCAGGUUCCCGCCAGGCCCGUUCCGGAACCAGAGGAACUGAUUUUCACCAUAGAUGACGAGAUACGUGAUGCAAUCAUACAUACAGAGGAGACAUUUAUUAAACAGGCUUCGGACUUGGAACUAAUCUGCCCCAGCUUCACAGACUAUGGGAAGAAGUUCAUCCGUAGUUUCCAGCUCCACCCGGACUCCUACAUGCAGACUGCACUACAGCUGGCCUACUUCAGGCUGCAUGGAAAACCUGCCCCAACGUACGAGACAGCGACGCUGCGGCAGUACUACCACGGCCGGACCGAGACUGUCCGGACCUGCAGCAUGGAAGUGGUCAACUGGUGUAAGGCCAUGGUGGACAACACAGUCCCGGUUGUAGAGAAGAAAGAACUAAUGUUGUCGGCGUUGAAAAAACAUGUACAACUUAUGGAAGAGGCGAAAAACAUGUUGGGCUGUGAUCGCCACCUCUUUGUUCUGCAAACUCUUGCCAAAAGUGCAGGAAUUCCUCUUCCUUCAAUCUACAAAGAUGAGGCGUACACUAAAAGUGGUGGUGGUGGUAACUACGUCCUGUCUACUAGUCUGAUUGGCUAUACGCCAGCCCCAGGGGCAGCUGCUCCAAUGGUCCAUCACGGCUAUUGCAUCUUAUACAACAUCCAACCAGACAGGUUUGUCAUGCUUCCGUGUAAGGCAAAUGUUAAUUUGCUUGUAUGGCUUACAAAUAAUCAGCUGUAUGAAUCGUUACCAAAUGUUACCUCUGUUGUUAAACAACGCCGACCUCUCCUUGCCGGCCAUGUGGCCCGGAGUAGAGAGCCAGCCGGAAAACUCUUGUUCUGGACAUCAUUAAGAAACGGGUUGGUCGCCCAAGGCUAACUUUGAAGAAGCUUAUUGAGAUAGAAACUGAACUUCUCGCAGUUUCGCAUUUUCAGUAUUUUAACAUAUUGUUUGUUUGUUUGUUUGUUUGUUUGUUUGUUUUCAAACUU